CCAUCUGCAAAAUACCCUCUCGCCAUCAUCACCGGCACAAACGAUUAAACCUCCCACAGCAUCGCACACACACCCGAAAGCUCAAACAGCCAGUUCCAAAUCGCACGCACACAAGCAACAAUGGCCGACAGCGCAGGAGUCCCGAAGCCGCAACGGCGACCGUCCUCCCCGCUCAAGAACGGCUACCUCAUCGCCUACAACUUCGUCUCCGCCGUCGCCUGGGCCACCGUCCUCGGCCGCACCGUCGCGCUCUUUGCCCUCCGCGGUCCGCAUUUCGUUCAUCUCGGCGUUGGCGACUGGACGCGGUGGACGCAGAGUAUGGCUGCCAUGGAGGUUCUGCACGCUUUGCUCGGCGUCGUCCGCGCCCCCGUCUUCACAACCGUAAUGCAAGUCCUCUCCCGCUUCGUCCUCGUCUGGGGCGUCGUCUACCCGUUCCCCUACCUCGCCCGCAGCCCGUGGUACUCGUCCAUGCUCCUCGCCUGGAGCGUCACCGAGGUGAUUCGCUAUUCGUACUUCGCCCUCACACUCAGCGGGUUCCAGCCCAAGUUCUUGACGUGGCUGCGGUAUAACACGUUCUUCGUGCUGUACCCCAUCGGCAUCACGAGCGAGUGCGUCUUGAUUUACUACGCUGCUGCGCCGGCUAGGCAGUUUGGGGAGUUGGCGCCGUGGGUUUCGUAUGCUAUUCUUGCUGUUUAUGUUCCUGGAUCGUAUAUUCUUUACACGUACAUGAUGAAGCAGAGAAGCAAAGUCAUGCGCAACUUGAAGGCCGAGGAGGCGGGCCGCUCCAAGACGCAGUAAUUCUUUCAACUCUAGAAAUGAAGGGCGUGAAAUCCAAAAUUUAGGUGGGGUAUAAGGACUAUAUAAUGGUCGGGGGUAUGGUAUGGUUAUAGACAAAAACAGAAGAGGACGGGCGUAUACAAAAAUUCGUCCACACUCUAGCAGCCGUAAUAAUAGAGAAAAAAGGGAAAGAUCA
Messenger RNA from Colletotrichum godetiae, 973 nucleotides. Its product is annotated as tyrosine phosphatase-like protein. Bases 121 to 798 code for a protein of 225 amino acids. Gene Ontology annotation, molecular function: 3-hydroxyacyl-CoA dehydratase activity. NCBI's taxonomy places the organism in Eukaryota, Fungi, Ascomycota, Sordariomycetes, Glomerellales, Glomerellaceae. The record is from RefSeq and is a predicted model, not a curated record. Gene Ontology annotation, cellular component: endoplasmic reticulum membrane. Gene Ontology annotation, biological process: sphingolipid biosynthetic process; fatty acid elongation; very long-chain fatty acid biosynthetic process. The transcript has 3 exons.